AUGCCAGGUCAUGUUGCACAGAUGCAAAGACUUUUCCAAACAGCAAAAGCAUCCCUGCGACUUGACGUUCGAUAUGCCGUCUCACCAAACGGUGCUAUUGACUCCAGGCUCCCCUCAACUCCCGAAGAGGGUAGUACUGAGAGGAUCGAUCUUUCGGUCACGUCCAAGGAGCAGGGUUCAGAGACCCCUUCUCAGGAAUGGAGAUAUUCCCGGGCUCCAAGGUUGCUUGCUGAGUCAGAUGUGGAUGUUAGGGAGCCUUUCCCAGAUGCAUCUCCCCAGUUACCGGCCAUACACUUCCUCAACGAGGAUCAGAAUAGCAUGUCAGUUGCUGAACCACCAAGCAGCGGCUUUACUUCGCAUGUGGACCAUACAGCCAUUUCUUGCCGGGAGACGGAUGAGGACUUUCUGCCCUCCUCACCGCAGCAGCUGAGUACGAGUGACCAUAUUGAUGGACAAGAUGAUUCCUCAUCCGCGGCUGCGCUUGAGGGACCUCUGACGGAACUACGAGUAACCGGCGAUGAUGAUAUGGACGUUGACCUUGCAGAUGAGUCGCCUCUUGUCAAUCAUCUCAAUCGCCGGUCCCGAAAUACAGUUGUUGAUCCACAGCCAUCUCCCGGGAAAGAGCGGAUGAUCAUGUUAUCUGCUCCGGCAAAAGCAGCGGCGGACUCGGCAAGGGUCAAGCGAGGGAUGUUAAGCGGUCUGUUUCCCAAGCCUCCAACGCGCAAUGAAGGUGAUGCGCCCCUGUCGUCUCCAAGAUCGCAGCAGUCCCGCGAGCGUGCCGCUACGCCAUGUCCAGAUCCUCUGCUUCAUGAACGAGGACCUGUGGUCCUUUGCCCAGAUCCAGGAUUGCACUAUGGGUCGUGUACGCCGAGCACAUUCGGUUACAGUAACGUGACCCCAAGUCCUAACAUGCAGUCUCAUCACAGCCAUCGGCACGAUCCCCAUCAAGGCAUUCCCCAAACUUUGCUGCCCUUCAACCGGGCCACAGCAACUGGUAGUCCGGUGCCAAUGUUGAAGGUCAAGUCACCCCCACCUUCGCCUGGACAGAUAAGGCCUCAUCAUCGCGAUGCUCAUGAUGCAUGGCACAGUGCUCCACAUGGCAGCCAUGGUCAACAGCCGCAUCGCCACCGCGACCUGUUGAACAGAGACCGCCCACGUACCGCUGCCGAAAACUUUCGACCAGGUUGGUACUAUGCAAGAGAUAACGCACAAACGUCCAUGCCACCAGGCCCGGCAAUGUAUUCCUUCUCAACAGCUGCUGCCAAAGUAGACGGACAAGACCCAGCGCCUGAUUCGAGGAUCCGGGACUCAUACAGGACUGAUACUCUGACCCCGCUGGCUAGGCCUCCUACCCGUUUUCGAAAGAACGGAAUGGUCGCCCUGGCCAGUGCUCGCGGUGUUGGCAAAUACUACGGAACACCUGCUUACGGACCCAGACCGCCCAGUCGAUCCCACCACCCAAGGCCAGUGCAACUACAUGGUUCCCAGAUGUUCCGAAGCAGUCCUCCGAGAUCGUCCCCAGACUCUAUUCCACAUCCGCAUUUAAGAAAACGCUCGCGGGAGGUCGAAUCGCCCACAAUCGAGAUUUUGGAGGACGAGCCCCUGGACCCGAAGCUAAGACUGGAAGAAGGGGAUGAGGUAAUUGAGGUCGAUGACGAGACAAGAGCUGCCGUCCGCAUGAGUCUGUAUGGUGCCCCUGCUCCAAUUACGCCCAGUGAGGCUGGGAGAGGCUUCAAGGAGCUGAGUCCAAACGUCGUGGCCUGGAGGAAAGGCACCCGCCCUCCAGGAAGCAGAAAGAAGAGACGGCCAAGCUAUUGGGAUGGUGAUCUCGAAGAAGUCGUGCGAAGUCCAGCAGCAAGACAUGUCGUCAGUUCGCCCGUCAAGAAGGAUGACGUGAAGUCUCAGCAGGCAGAGGUGGAAUUCCACGAGGACUCGCCAACCAAGGAGAUGAUAAUAGAUGACGAACCGGAUGCCUUCCCAAGAAUGGCAGACGAAGGUGCGGUCCUGCGGGACAACGUGCAGAUGGUGAGUUAG
Molecule: messenger RNA, 2034 nt
Organism: Capronia coronata CBS 617.96
Lineage: Eukaryota; Fungi; Ascomycota; Eurotiomycetes; Chaetothyriales; Herpotrichiellaceae
Exons: 1
Coding region: 1-2034 (677 amino acids)
Source: RefSeq, a predicted model, not a curated record